AUGGCUCGCCGUUUAAAUCAAUUGAGAAAAUCAACUUUAUCAACUCAUGAUCAAUUAACUUGUUCAUCGAGUAUUCUUUCAUCGUCAUCGCCUCGUACACCAGGAAAAAAAGUAGUUAAAGGUGAUCCAAUUAUAACUGGCAUUCGACUUCGUCCUUUUCUUGAACGAGAAUCUUUGAUUGAUGAUAUAUCAGCUGUACAAAUAUUUGAAAAUAAUGUUAUUUGUACACAAAAUGGUCGACCGCAGAUAUUUAAAUUUACAAAUUGUUUUGAUGCAUCUGCUAAUAAUAAAGAUGUUUAUGAUGGAAUGAUUCGUUCAGCUGUUCUUGCUUCCUUACAAGGAUAUAAUACAACUGUAUUGGCCUAUGGUCAAACAGCAUCAGGAAAAUCACAUUCCAUAUUUGGUUCAUCGAGUGAAGAAGGAAUUCUUUCUUUAAGUAUUGAUAAUUUAAUAACAAUGAAUGCAAAUCAUCAUUUAAAAUUUGAAUUAAGUUUUCUUGAAAUAUAUAAUGAAAAAGUGACAGACCUUCUUGCAGCACCUACAACAUCAAAUGAACAUGUCACUAAUAAAUCAACAUCAUUUUCAAAAACUGCACGUACACAUAUUUUAAAUAAAUUUGUAUCAAAUUCAAUACGUACACUUGAAAUUCGUGAACAUCCUGUACUUGGUCCAUAUGUUCCUGAUUUAAAAUAUAUUCAAGUUAAAACAAAAGAAGAUUUUCAAAAUGUAUUAAAUUUAGGUAAUCAACAACGUUCAGUUGCAUCAACAAAUGCUAAUCAACGUUCAUCAAGGUCACACGCAAUAUUUACUAUUAAAAUAAGUCGAAUAGAUAUACCACAAUCAAUAACAAAACGUCUUUCAUUUGGAGUCAAUUCUAAUACAAAUUUAACAAAUACACAUAAAACUUCAAUAUUAUCUAAUUUAAAUAAUAAUAAAAAAAAUGCUAAACAACAAGCACAAGAUGAAUUAGAAGCACAAUGUGUACGAUUAAAUUUUGUUGAUUUAGCUGGAAGUGAAAAAUCACAACAAUUUAUUCGAUCAAAAGGAAAAAAUGAUCGAUUUGCAGAAAGUAUUCAUAUCAAUCAAUCAUUAUCUACUCUUCGAAAUGUAAUCGAUGCUUUAUCUCGCCAACAACAUCAUAUACCAUAUCGUGAUUCAAGUUUAACAUAUUUAUUAAAAAAUAGUCUUGGCGGUGAUGCUAAAACAUAUAUGUUAGCAACAAUUAGUCCAUCAUCAACUGUUAUUGAUGAAACAAUAAAUACAUUACGAUAUGCAGGACUUGCUGCAACAAUAACUAAUGUACCUCAAAUAAAAACUCCACAUUUAAGACACGAAAUAGAUGAAUUACGUGAAGAAAAUGCUCGUCUCAAACAAGAAUUAUUUCUUGUGAAAUCAAAAUCAAUGCCAUCAAUACAUUCAACUAUGUCAACAAAUAGUAAAACAUCAUUAACAAGUAUCGAUGAAUGUAUACAAACAAGUUUUUACAAUGGACCGCCAGUAUCAUCAGAAGAACAAAUUGAUAAUGAUGAAAAACUUGAUAUUGUCGAUGAAGAAAUCUUAGCGCAAAUCGAAAAUCAAUGUCAUCGACCAAAACGACAAAGAUUAUCUGAACAACCACUGCAUGAAAUUGCAAAAGUACGCAAAAUUGAUGAUACAAUGUUACAUCGACGAUUAGGAACGAUUCUUAGUUAUGUGACAAGUGAUUAUUCCAUUACGAAUGAUAAUGGUAUUCUAGUUUUUUCAAAUGAACUAAAUAUAAAUGUAAGAAUGAGUUCAUCAUCAUGGAUAAAUGCAGUAGAAAAAUUUGAUCAAAAUUUUGAUAUUAAUUCUAUGACACAGAAAGAAAUUGUUAUUGCAUUGAAUAUGUUUGUUGAUAAUCAAGAAUGA
Molecule: messenger RNA, 1887 nt
Organism: Adineta steineri
Lineage: Eukaryota; Metazoa; Rotifera; Eurotatoria; Adinetida; Adinetidae
Source: the annotation of a GenBank genome assembly